Aspergillus uvarum CBS 121591 is the source of this 1715-nucleotide messenger RNA. RefSeq names its product protein phosphatase 2C. Lineage: Eukaryota; Fungi; Ascomycota; Eurotiomycetes; Eurotiales; Aspergillaceae. The coding region runs from base 131 to 1354 and encodes 407 amino acids. The record is from RefSeq and is a predicted model, not a curated record. The transcript is spliced from 3 exons.
UGCCCUGCGGUGUCUCCUUUCAGACUGACUGGAAAGAAGAAACAAAAAUAAAAAAUUUUCCUCUGUCGGUCUUCUCUAGUUGUAGAGAGACGACAGUAAUUCAAUCAAAGUCUCCUUCUAAUUAGCGGGCAUGGUGCCCAAGUCGCUUGCUAGCUCGAUUGUGUGCUCCUCUUCCUCCUCUUCUUCCCUCAUCAUCCCCUCAUCGCCCUCGUCUGCUUUUAAACGCAGCCCACUGUGGAGCGCGCACUCCAAGUCCAGGGUCUCCCCAACAUCCGCAGCGCCGGUGCGGCGAUAUCGAGCCGUUUGGCCAUCCUACGGCAUCACCACGCCGGUUCCAGAUCUUAACCCACAUUUCCCCAUCUCGCAAUCUCCGUAUUGCUUCCAGACGGGCUAUGCCCUUUGCGCCAAACGCGCGCCGCGGCCGUUCCCCCCACCGUUCCUCUCUCCCCCGUCCUCUUCCUUUUCCGACCCCCUGACCACCCACUACCUAAGUCAGGAUAAGAGAUUAUCCGUUCGGGGUGAUCUAGUCCGGGGCCUGAGCAAUGGGGACGAUGCCGUUCUAGUCGCCGACAAUUAUCUGGCUGUUAAUGAUGGGGUAGGAGCGUGGGCAACCAAGCCCCAGGGCCAUGCAGCCCUCUGGGCCAGACUACUCCUUCACUUCUGGGCGCUGGAGGUUGAGCGCGUCUCCAACACGAGUACGCAACUCGACCCCAUCAGCUACCUGCAACGGGCGUACGAGGAAACCAUCCAGGCGACCAGCUCCCCGGGCCAAUGGCUGGGCACGACCACCUCCGUCACCGCCCUGCUGCAUUGCACGCGCGACCAUGCCGGGAACACGAACCCGCUGCUGUAUGUGACCUGUCUCGGCGACUGCAAGAUCUAUGUCAUCCGGCCCCGCGAGAGAACGAUCGUCUUCCGCACCCAGGAGCAAUGGCACUGGUUCGACUGUCCGAUGCAGCUGGGCACGAACAGCGUCGACACGCCGAAAAAGGACGCGGUGCUCAGCAAAAUCGACGUGCAAGAGGGCGACAUCGUGCUGGCGGUCUCGGAUGGCGUCGUGGACAAUCUCUGGGAGCAUGAGAUUCUGACGGUCGUUCUCGAGAGCCUCGACAAGUGGCACCAAGGCCGCUAUGACAACAAGGAGAUUGAGUGGGCGCCGCCGGAGGUGCUGGCCCACGAGCAGAUGGUCUAUGUCGCUAGGGAACUCCUCCGGGCUACGUUGGAGAUUGCCCAGGACCCGUUCGCGGAGAGUCCAUAUAUGGAGAAGGCCAUCGACGAGGGUCUGGCCAUUCAAGGUGGGAAAAUGGACGAUAUUAGCGUCGUGGUUGGUGCGUGCAGGAGGAGAGAGCAUUGAGUCUGAUUUCAAGCAUUGAUAUAACUUGCAUACAGCGAUCCACCGGAUUGUCGACUACGACAUGCGUGGCUAAUAUCUCGGGUCUCAUACUGUGUUGUCGUGCGUGACUGCGCCGCCUGGGCAGUCGGCGUACUGUCGACAGGGCAGAACGGCGCUCAGUUGCGCCACGGCAACCCUUGGCGUUCAGUGAAUGUGUGUAAAUGGUCGAAUGGUGAAGGGAUGGUGUAUAUAUUGCAUGGCGAUGGGCAUUGAUACCACAUGUUGUCUACUUUGAAGGGGAUGCGGAGCAUUUGUCGCUGUCUGCCAGCUUAGGCUUUUCGUUUACAGAUUUGAUUGAUAGACUAUACAACUUCUAAUCUAU